Molecule: messenger RNA, 2237 nt
Organism: Chroicocephalus ridibundus (black-headed gull)
Lineage: Eukaryota; Metazoa; Chordata; Aves; Charadriiformes; Laridae
Product: ras-related protein Rab-10-like
Exons: 6
Coding region: 197-766 (189 amino acids)
Biological process (GO): cellular response to insulin stimulus
Cellular component (GO): insulin-responsive compartment; Golgi apparatus; recycling endosome
Molecular function (GO): GTP binding; myosin V binding; GTPase activity
Source: RefSeq, a predicted model, not a curated record
UGUGCGGGGCGGGGGGGUGGCAGGCCCCGCAGUCGCCGGCGGAGAUGGCGCUCGGCCCCGCCGCCGCCGGUCCCCCUCAAACACCGGGGGCGGGGGCGGUGCCCGCUCCCUCUCAGCGGGGCGGCCCGAGGCGCUGCGGCCCCCGCCCCCUACCCGCCCCAUCCCGGCCCGGUCCGGCCGGCACUCGGCGCCCGCCAUGGCGGGGCUGAGGCUGGGGCAGGGCGGUGUGGGGAAACCGCCGCUGCUGGUGAAAAUCGUGAUGGCCGGGGAGACCUGCGUGGGGAAGACCUCUAUCGUGCGGAGGUACACGGAGCCCGGCUCGCCGCCCGGCGGGGCUCCCACCUCCUCCUACCUGGCCACCAUCGGCAUUGAUUUUAAAGUAAAGCCAGUAACGUUUAAUGAUACAAGAGUGAAACUUCAAAUAUGGGAUACUGCUGGCCAGGAACGAUUCCAUACACUUAGCACUAGCUAUUUUCGUGGCGCACAAGGCUUUGUUCUUGUAUAUGACAUCACAAAUCUGGACAGUUUUCAAAAUAUAACAAGCUGGAUGAAAGACAUACAUGAGAAAGCAGGUGAUGAAGUGGACGUAAUACUGCUGGGCAACAAGUGUGAUAAGGAGUCAGAACGUGUAGUUCCUAAACAGAAAGGAGAAAAGCUUGCUUGGGAACAUGGAAUACCCUUUUUUGAAACCAGUGCUAAAGAUAACGUGAACAUUGAGGAUGCGUUCUCAAUCUUGACUAAGGAAAUACUGGAGAAGGAUGGGUAAGAGCGGGCUGGGGUUGCGCUGGUUGGAGAGAACACAAACACAGUUAUGUGAAGACAGACUUAAAAGCCGUAGGAGAUCUAAAACCAUCUGAAGAAUGAAAAAGAUCUUUAAAGAAAAAUCAGCAGUAACUAUUUCUGUGUGAAGGACGCAUUUCUUCCCAGACAGCAGAAGUGCAUGAUGUCUGAGAGAAGCAUACUCGGUGAGACAGCAUCUAUCCUGGAAUUAAUAGUGCCCAAGACAGUGUUUAAAUACAAUUCCUGACAGACUAGUGCUUCAAGUCCUGCUGAAUCCCAGUCUGACCUGAUCUGCUUUGCCUUAUGCACUGCACCCAAUAACCUCAUCAAACCUGAAUGAGUUAAAACUGUGCUUUUGCUUUCCCUAUUUCAACAAUAACGCUGCUCUUCGCUAUUACAUCACUUUGCACUUCAAUAGCUUAAUUCACUUACGUCCUUCAAAGCAUGUGGUGAACUUUGUAGAAGGGAAGCUACUUUGAAAAAAAUCCAGCGUCAUAUUUUUAAAGCUAACCAUUACGGUAGGUGGGAUCUAACAGGAGUGAGUGUAGAGAACGAAGGUUUUUCAUAGCGCUGGGAAAUCACAGUGCCAAACUGCGUAGCUAAAGCACGGACCCAUGUCGGGAUGAGGUUCAAACCGACCCAGACCCAUUUAAAGCGAGACAACGUGGGUUUUUUGUAAUCCUCUGUGCCGACUGGCUUCCACGGUCUUUGUUUCCUCUUGGAGGGGAGGGAUCAAGUCCCGGCCUCUGUUUGCAGCAGAGCAGAACAAGAGGGUGUCUGUCUCGGCCCUCCUCGUGCCCGCGGUGCUGCUGGCACCAGCAGUUAGGGAGGCACGCAGCGAGGGAGGGCGAGCGGCAGGAGAGCUUUUGCCCGAACUCAGACCUCCCCAGCAGCCUCAGACGCCGCCGAAGAUGGAGGAGAGCUCUUCGUGCGACAGCAGCUCUUCCCCGAGCUCGGCCAUCCCCAGCAGCCUCAGAUGCUGCCGAAGAUACGGCGCCUGGAGAGACGCGUUAGCUGUGGAUGUUUCCAGGCAUUUUACACAUCACUGCGAGGCAACUUUGUAUGUUUCCAGUCGACAGUACAGCCUUAAAUGUAGCCAAGUUGACAGCGAUAAAAUAAACAGUUUUGACACAGAAGUGAGUAAAAUAAACUUAGGCACAGAACAGUGCAACCACCCAGGAGUUCGUUUUUCUGGUUUAAUUUCCCAGAGUUUCUGCAGUCUAGCAGUCUGGAGAUAAAAAAUGGAUAAAAAAUGAUAACAAAUAAAAUAUCUCACGAAGAUCAUAGAAUAAUUGCCUAGGUUGGAAGGGUCCUUUGAGAUCAUCUAGGCCAGCCAUCAACCUAAUCACAUAAGCCACUUUGAAAAGAGAACUAGCAGUUGAUUUUAAAUUCUUCCUGUGGUCUGAAGACCCUCGAAUACGCAAUAUAUGUAAUACUGGUAUGUGGAGUAACAAUGG